Molecule: messenger RNA, 3392 nt
Organism: Eleginops maclovinus (Patagonian blennie)
Lineage: Eukaryota; Metazoa; Chordata; Actinopteri; Perciformes; Eleginopidae
Gene: gfap
Product: glial fibrillary acidic protein
Exons: 9
Coding region: 26-1375 (449 amino acids)
Biological process (GO): intermediate filament organization; regulation of chaperone-mediated autophagy
Cellular component (GO): cell projection; cytoplasm; intermediate filament
Molecular function (GO): structural constituent of cytoskeleton
Source: RefSeq, a predicted model, not a curated record
CCCCGAGCAAGCUCCAUUUCCCAUCAUGGAGAGUCAGAGAGUCCAGUCCUCGUACAGGAAGCGUUAUGGGCCUCAGGGCUCAGGCAGCACAGGAGUCAGAAUUGGGAGCCUUUCUUCCAGCCGCCUCUCCUGGCAUGGCACCCCUCGCAACUUCACCCACUCCAGCCCUGUGUCAAGGAUUUCCUUAGGCUCAACGGGCCUGCUCCUGGGGAGCCCUGUGGACCGGCUGGAUUUCCCAGCUGAGUCCCUGAUGAAGGCCCAGUUCAAGGAGACGCGCACCAACGAGAAGAUGGAGAUGAUGGGGCUGAAUGACCGUUUUGCCAGCUACAUAGAGAAGGUGCGCCUGUUGGAGCAGCAGAACAAGAUGUUGGUGGUGGAGCUGAACCAGCUGAAGGUGAGGGAGCCCAGCCGCAUGGGAGACAUCUACCAGGAGGAGCUGAGAGAACUGCGCAGACAGGUGGACGGACUCACUUCUGGCAAAGCUCGGCUGGAGAUCGAGAAGGACAACCUGGCUGCAGAUGUGAACAUGCUCAAGCAGAGGUUGCUAGAUGAGAGUGGUCUCCGACAGGAUGCAGAAAACAACUUGAAUGCCUACAGACAGGAUGUGGAUGAGGCGUCACUUAAUCGUGUCCAGUUAGAGAGGAAAAUCGAUGCCCUGCAGGAUGAGAUUAACUUCCUGAGGAAGACUCAUGAGGAGGAUCUGCGUGAGUUACAGGAGCAGAUCAUGGCCCAGCAGGUGCAUGUUGACCUUGAUGUAUCCAAACCAGACCUGACUGCUGCUCUGAGGGACAUCCGCGUCCAGUAUGAAACCAUGGCCACCUCCAACAUGCAGGAGACUGAGGAUUGGUACCGAUCCAAGUUUGCUGACCUGACAGAUGCAGCCAAUCGAAACGCAGAAGCCCUGCGCCAGGCCAAGCAGGAGGCCAAUGAAUACCGCCGUCAGGUCCAAGUGGUGACCUGUGAUCUUGAGGCUCUCCGCGGAACAAACGAGUCUCUGGAACGCCAGUUCCGGGAGAUGGAGGACCGCUUUGCCAUGGAGACUUCUGGUUACCAGGAUACAGUGAGCCGUCUGGAGGACGAUAUCCACUCGCUGAAGGACGAGAUGGCGAGACACUUGCAGGAGUACCAGGACCUUCUCAACGUCAAGCUGGCCCUGGACAUAGAGAUUGCCACCUACAGGAAGCUGCUGGAGGGAGAAGAGAGCAGGAUCACCAUUCCAGUUCAGAGCUUUUCCAACAUGCAGUUUAAAGAAACUAACCUGGACACUAAAACCCCCGAAGCCCACGUGAAGAGGAGCAUCCUGGUUCGAACUGUGGAGACCAGAGAUGGGGAGAUCAUUAAGGAAUCAACAACUGAACACAAAGAUCUUCCUUAAAGUUCGAUUUGUCACAAUCUGGAAUUAUUACUUAUUUGUUUGGUUUCCAAACCCCAAAGCUGCCCCAUCAGAACCAUUAUUUCAUUUAGCUAUCCUUUCAUCAUCACCUGUUGGACCUUUUUAACGACCAUGACUUAACCAUUACACUCUCCUAGACUUCCUCAUUAGAAUUUCUGCAAAAGAACAUCCAUGUUUAGCUCUUAUACAGCUGUAAGCAGCAUAUAGACCACUCAUCUUGAAAUGGUUUUUACCAUUUUGUUCUGUUCCAGUGAAAACUUCGGGAAACCACUGGCAACCUGUUUCAUUUUAAAUUAGGCUAACUGAUUUUAGCACUGUUUCAGAUUAGCUGCCAUAGAGAAGGCUCUAAAACUUAGCAAUUGUGUUAAGCUAAUAUGUAGCAUGGUGGAGGUUGACAUGUUUUGUGUAUGUGAAAUGUGGCAAGGGAAGUACCAGAGGGAGUUUAGGUUUGCAGACACCAGAAUUGGAUAGCGGCAGGAAAUAAGAGUUGUGUGUAUGUUAGAGCAGCUUUUGGCAGAAGGGCAGGUGAAUUUGGCAGUUUUUAGUUUUAUCUAUGCUUGGUGCUAUUUUGCAUUUGAUUCCUUUGUUGUAGCAGCAGCCACCUCUGCUUGUGUGUUACAGCUUGUGUGAGCUGCACAGCUUCUGGUUGAUAACACAUGUGCUUAGAUAGGAGUUGAGUGGAAAUCAUCAAACUCCAGCUAAUGUGUUGAUGUUACUUUUUCACUUUUUACAACCACAAACCUCUCGAGAGCCAAACAGUCUGCUACGGCUGCUUUUGAUGGGAACUUUUGUUUUAAAAAAAACAGCAGAUUUAACAGCAAUUGUUUGGUAUGACAAACUGGACAUCCAGCGUUCUGUAGACAUUAGAGCUGCAACAGUUAGUCGAACAAUUAGUUGCAGCCGUAGUAGACAUUGACUUAGUCAUGAAGACAGAUCAGACAAACAGAGACAGCUGACAGGUCUAUAUUCUAUAUUGUCUAUAUUGAUCGAAGCUAGGAUGUUUGUGGUGAGUUUUUGACAGAAUUUGAUUUCAGCAUUCAGUAGUUUUAUUUAAAAGAAACAGUGUUGACUGACCAUUGCUGAAUGUUUGCAUCUUACUCAGAGGACACUGAUCGUUGCAUCCUCUUCUGUGAUGUUAGAUACAUAUAAAAGGUGUCCCAUCAACAGGUGCAUCAAAGCUCACAACUGUACAGUGUGUGAGAACCUAUGCAGUCCUGAGAGGAAGACUCACAAGUCAAAAUAAACAGCUGUGAUUGUGUUUAAACUUUCUCCAUCACCUAACUUCUGCUCUUCUGCUUUCUCUAUUCAUUGCACACUCAGCUGUUGGUAUCCACUGUCUCUCACACAACCUGAUAAGACAUUAUUUGACACAUGGAUGCUUCAGAGCAUUAUCAAGGGACAGAGCCAGGAUGAAGGUGUGGAGAAACUAAUUGGAUACAGACCUCUCCUCGAGCCUCCAAUAUAUCCGCAGACUCCCUCUUCCAAAUUCACAAGCCAAUUUCUGUUGUGUUUGACUGAUAGCAGCAAGAGUGCUUUGGAGAUGACCUCCAACAAAUCUCAAAGCAGCAGAAACUGUAAUUUUUAUUAUAAAAGCGAGGACGCUGGGAUUAGAAGUAAAAGGAGGAUGUAAGGAAGGAUGAUUGAUUGACUUUCCAGCAAAAACAUUGUAAUCCAUGUUUCCUGAUUGGUUAGAAGUCAAGUUGACUGAAGUUGUGUUGCUGACAGCCGGGCCUCGCCACUAAUGAGUGGUGCUACACUGAAGCUGGCUGUUGCUGGGUUCGUUGCCAAGGACACACUGUGAAUUUGAGUUGUGCCUCCCACCCUCUCCCCUCCACAACUUCCACUGCUGUCACUCAACCCGUUCUCCCAAUAACAUGCAGAUGUCUCUUGUAUUCACUCUUUGUCUUUUAAUAUUGAUCUUAGAUAAAUGAAUCCUGCAUCUGCAGAUGGAAAGAUAACAGUAGUAUUGACCUGCUACAUAAAGUUUACUUAACAAGAA